UUUUUCAAUGGUCAGCUUGGCCUCCAUCAGGUGGUUGUUGAGCACGAUGAUCUCUCUGCUCAGGGCUCUCUUCUCGUCGUCAUGGUGCUGAGACUGAGGAAAGAAAAGACUCAUGUCAGACUCAAAUCAGAAUCACGUUGCAAACUUUUUUUUUUCAUGUAAUGUAGCCAAUUCCCAUUUGGUUGGGAGGGCUGUGGGGUCAGAUGAGAUCUGCAUUUGGUUGGGAGGGCUGUGGGGUCAGAUGAGAUCUGCAUUUGGUUGGGAGGGCUGUGGGGUCAGAUGAGAUCUGCAUUUGGUUGGGAGGGCUGUGGGGUCAGAUGAGAUCUGCAUUUGGUUGGGAGGGCUGUGGGGUCAGAUGAGAUCUGCAUUUGGUUGGGAGGGCUGUGGAGUCAGAUGAGAUCUGCUGUAAAUUAGACAGACAUACAGGGACGGAAUUAGAACAUAAUUUGCAAAUAUAUAUAUUUUUUAUACAUUAUAUUAUCACUAUUUUGAAUUGCUUGUGUAUGACCCAUUUGUUUUCUAUUACUAUAGGGGAGGGGGCACAGCAUGAGAACGGAGGAGAACCCAAGCUGAAUGUCAUAUCAUGAGUAAUCUGCUUAAUUGCUUACACAUAACUUAAAAUUUUCUAAAAGUACACUACCAUUCAAAAGUUUGGGGUCACUUAGAAAUGUCCUUGUUUUCGAAAGAAAAGCAUUUUUUUUGUCCAUUAAAAUAACAUCAAAUUGAUCAGAAAUACAGUGUAGACAUUGUUAAUGUUGUAAAUGGCUAUUGUAGCUGGAAACAGCUGAUUUUUAAUGGAAUAUCUACAUAGGCGUACAGAGGCCCAUUAUCAGCAACCAUCAGUCCUGUGUUCCAAUGGCACAUUGUGUUUGCUAAUCCAAGUUUAUCAUUUUAAAAGGCUAAUUGAUCAUUAGAAAACCCUUUUGCAAUUAUGUUAGCACAGCUAAAAACUGUUGUGCUGAUUAAAGAAGCAAUAAAACUGGCCUUCUUGAGACUAGUUGAGUAUCUGGAGCAUCCGCAAUUGUGGGUUCGAUUACAGGCUCAAAAUGGCCAGAAACAAAUAACUUUCUUCUGAAACUCGUCAGUCUGAAACUUGUUCUGAGAAAUGAAGGCUAUUCCAUGCGAGAAAUUGCCAAGAAACUGAAGAUCUCGUACAACGCUGUGUACUACUCCCUUCACAGAACAGCGCAAACUGGCUCUAACCAGAAUAGAAAAAGGAGUGGGAGGCCCCGGUGCACAACUGAGCAAGAGGACAAAUACAUUAGAGUGUCUAGUUUGAGAAACAGGCGCCUCACAGGUCCUCAACUGGCAGCUUCAUUAAAUAGUACCCGCAAAACACCAGUCUCAACGUCAACAGUGAAGAGGCAACUCUGGGAUGCCGACCUUCUAGGCAGAGUUGCAAAGAAAAAGCCAAAACUCAGACUGGCCAAUAAAAAGAAAAGAUUAAGAUGGGCAGUCUGAGAUAUGGCUUUUUCUUUGCAACUCUGCAUAGAAGGUCAGCAUCCCGGAGUCGCCUCUUCACUGUUGACGUUGAGACUGGUGUUUUGCGGGUACUAUUUAAUGAAUCUACCAACAUCUGUAAUGAUGCAUGUAUGUGCAAUUCAGAAUGACUAUAUAAUCUUGAGACUCAGAAGAAGAAUUUGCCUUUUAGCCAUCAGGCCUUUCUUGCCAUCAUGCUUUUAGCUGAUGUUUGCCACCAGGGCUAUUAUACCAUGCUGUUUAGCCUCUGGUGCUAUUAGCCUUUGUAUUCUCACAUGACUACCUCACAUGACUACCUGUACCCCAAAGCUCUGUGGCUUUGAGUGUUCUUAUCAGAAUUACAGCUACAGGCUUCACCAAGUCAACCGUAUCAGAAAUUACAGCUACAGGCUUCACCAAGUCAACGUAUCAGAAAUUACAGCUACAGGCUUCACCAUGACGGAUUGUACCUCUGAAAAAGUUUUACAAAAAAAUACUCAACUAGGUGAAAGCUCACCAAGACAGCCCCUGCCUUAACUUGGCAUUGUGUGCAGCUGUUCCCCCAAUAAUGAAUUAUCCACAUACCAGUUGAAGAUUGUCCAGUAGUUAGACAUUAAGUUGCGUCAUCUACAGUAGUGGCUUCUAUAUUGUACCAAUGAACUGUCUGGGGCUUCUGACUGAUGCAGAAUAACCUUGCCACGUCCUAGGAAUCUCUGGCACUCCCUGGAAUCAAGAUGGUUGAAUUUGGCGAUAUGCUGAUUAACGUUGGAGACUUUGGAUUGUUCCAGAAGCUUAUACUGUUUGGACUAUGUCUGCCGAACCUCAUCCUCCCAGUCCUAUUCGCUAGUUUUCUUUUUGUCCAGACAGACCCUGAGCGCCACUGUAACACUGACUGGAUCCUUAGAGCUGGUGCUAAUCUGAGCAGUGAGGAACAGCUGAAUCUGACCGUGCCCCGGGAGCAGCAUGGAGCCUUCAUUAGGUGUCUGAUAGUUGAUCAAGUGGCCUGGGACAUUAACACCGUCAGGGAGAAUGGACUCAAUCAAACCACUGAGUGCCAGAAGGGAUGGGUCUACAACAAGAUACUGUACAAAACCACCAUAGUCACUAAUUUUGAUCGGGUUGGGGAGAAAAGUUCAUUUAGUCGUAGUCGCACAAACUGUGUUCAUGGUUCACCUACCAGUGCUUCUCAUGCACAUGUUUACUGUGAAGACAGGCCUGUCUGCAAACCUGUAUGUGUACCUGGUAUGCCAGUUUAUACUAGCGGCUGCACUAGGAGGAUAUCAGAUCAACAGCACUAUAUUAGCCACUGAAUGGAUUGGAAUGACCAGGCGAUCCUUUGCCUCCUGUCUAAACCAGAUGUUUGCUGGUGUUGGACAAUGUGUCCUGGCUGGUUUAGUGUGCCUCAUCUGGGACUGAAGAAUGGCCCAUUAUGUGAUGGUGGCACAACAGGCACUGUUUCUCAUUUACAUAUGGUUUAUUCCGGAAUCAGCAAGGUUGUCACGCUCGUUGAGUACAGGAUUGGACCAAGGUGCAGCGUGGUAUGCGUACAUGUUUAUUAGAACGAAUAAACACUCAACAAAAACAACAAAAGCAACGUAACGUGAAGCUCACAAUGGCUAUACACAAACAAGCCAAAACAAGAGUCAAGAUCCCACAACUAAGGUAGACAAAAUGGCUGCCUAAGUAUGAUCCCCAAUCAGAGACAACGAUCGACAGCUGCCUCUGAUUGGGAACCACACCCGGCCAACAUAGAAAUACAAUAUCAUAGAUAUACACAUAGAAAUUCACACCCUGACCAAACCAACGAGAAACAACAGGCAUUUAAAGGUCAGGGCAUGACAGUACCCCCCCCAAAAGGUGCGGACUCCGGCCGCAAAACCUAACUUAACAGGGGAGGGUCCGGGUGGGCAUCUAGCCUCGGUGGCGGCUCUGGCUCCGGGCGUGACGUGACGUCCUCUCCCUUACUGCCUCCCCGUUGCACCCCUGGUCCGGUCUGGACCUCGGCGCGAUGCUUCCCCUCUCAGUCCUCCCACGAUGCACCAAGCCCUGUCUGGACCCUGGUGUGGGAGGCCCCGACCCUGGAGAGGGGCCGAUGUCUGGGCCUGGACCGGCAAUCCCCCCGCGAUGCACCAAGCCCUGUCUGGAUCCUAGUGUGGGAGGUUGACGUCUGGUUCUGGAGUGGAGCCGCUGACCGGAGCUGAACUGGACCCCGGUGGAACGGUCUGCUCUGGCUCUGGACUGGAGCAGCUGACCGGGAAUGGACUAGGCACCGGUAGAGCGGACUGCUCUGGCUCUGGACUGGAGCAGCUGACCAGAGCUGGACUGGGCCCCGGUGGAGCGGACUGCUCUGGCACUGGAGUGGAGCAGCUGACCGGAGCUGGACUGGGCACCGGUGUAGCGGACUGCUCUGGCACUGGAGUGGAGCAGCUGACCGGAGCUGGAAUGGGCACCGACUGGAGUGGAGCAGCUGACCGGAGCUGGACUUGGCACUGGUGGAGUGGACUGCUCUGGCACUGGAGUGGAGCAGCUGACCGGAGCUGGACUGGGCACCGGUGGAGCGGACUGCUCUGGCACUGGAGUGGAGCAGCUGACCGGAACUGGACUAGGCACCGGUGGAGCGGACUGCUCUGGCACCAGCCGUACCGGGCUGGGGACACGCACCACUGGUCUGGUGCGAGGAACAGGCAUGGGCCGCACCGGGCUGGGAACACGCACCGCUGGUCUGGUGCGAGGAGCAGGCACGGGCCGUGCCGGACUGGAGACACGCACCACUGGUUUGGUGCGAGGAGCAGGCACGGGCCGUACCGGACUGGAUACACGCACCACUGGUUUGGUGCGGAGAGCAGGUACGGGGCGUACCGGGCUGGCGACACGCACCACUGGUUUGGUGCGGGGAGUAGGUACGGGGCGUACCAGGCUGGGGAGGCGCACUGGUGACACAGUGCGUAGAACCGGAGCAGGAUAUACUGGACCGUGGAGGCGUAUUAGAGGUCUGGAGUGUAAAGCUGGCACAACCCAUCCUGGCUGGAGGCCCACUUUCGCAUGACACGUGCGGGGCGCUGGCACAGGACGCACUGGGCUGUGAACGCACACUGGCGACACAGUGCGUAGGACUGCCGCAGGAUAUACUGGACCGAGGAGGCGCACUGGAGACCAGGAGCGUUGAGCCGGCACAACCCGUCCUGGCUGGAGGCCCACUUUCGCACGACACAUGCGGGGCGCUGGCACAGGACGCACUGGGCUGUGAAUGCGCACUGGCGAAACAGUGCGUAUCUCCGCAUACCUUGGUUCCUCAAUGAACACACGCUCCUUUUGUUGCCUGACCAGCUCCUCUCUCCGUGCAUCCACUACUUCCUUCUCCCUACGGGCCUCCUGCAGCGCCUCCUCUUGAAGGGAGCUCUCCUGCUCUAACCUCGCCAUCAGCCCCCAUAAUGUGGUGGCCUCCUCUCUUAAACUGCUGAUCUGCAGGUCUUGGAGGACCUCUAAAAUAGCGGCCUCCUCCUAUACAGUCAGCCCUUUCACGGCCUCCUGCUGCUUUGUCGACCACCCCGUGUGCCCCCCAAAAUGUUUUCUUGGGGUUGCCUCUCGGGUCUCCUUCGUCGAUUCGCAUUUUGGAGUCGCCGUCUUUUCUCCCUCGCUGCCUCUGUUUGCUCCCAAGGAAGGCGAUCCAUACCUUCCUGGAUCUCCUCCCAUGUCCAUGAUCCUUUUCCUUCCAGUAUCUCCUCCCAUGUCCAGGUUUCUUGCUUUUCCGGGCCACGCUGCUUGGUCCGUUGGUGGUGGGAUCUUUUGUCACGUUCGUUGAGUACAGGAUUGGACCAAGGUGCAGCGUGGUAUGAGUACAUGUUCAUUAGAACGAAUAAACACUCGACAAAAACAACAAAAGCAACGUAACGUGAAGCUCACAAUGGCUAUACACAAACAAGCCAAAACAAGAGUCAAGAUCCCACAAUUAAGGUAGACAAAAUGGCUGCCUAAGUAUGAUCCCCAAUCAGAGACAACGAUCGACAGCUGCCUCUAAUUGGGAACCACACCCGGCCAACAUAGAAAUACAAUAACAUAGAUAUACACAUAGAAAUUCACACCCUGACCAAACCAACGAGAAACAACAGGCAUUUAAAGGUCAGGGUGUGACAAAGGUGGUAACUUGGUCGGGGGAAAACUAAAGAAGCUAACGAGUUGAUUCUUAGAGUUGCAGCGAUCAACAAACGCACAGUUCCAAAUACUCUACUGGAGGUGACUGAGGUGAGGAAAAUACAUAAAUGAGGCAUCAAAGUCCUAUUUACUUCACAUGAAGAAAAUAUUUCCUUAUUUUAUCAUUUGGAUGGUUUGCAUUGAACCUUCUGCCUCUCUCUAAAUGUUGGGACAUUUGGCUUGGACAUCUUUCUGGUACAGCUGAUGUUCAGACUCACAGAAACACCAGCUCACUUUCUCUGUAUUUGGUUCUUGGAAGUUUUGGGGAGAAAAAUAUCCCUGAUAUCCACCCUUGUGUUUGUCUGUCUGCUCACCCUCACUGUCCCACAAGACAGUGCCGUUUCUAUUACUGCUCUUGCGACCACUGGAAGGUUCUUCAGGAACUGGGCUGGUUCGGUUUGCAUGGUCUACAUUCAGGAGCUGUUACCCACGUCUGUCAGGCAAACAGCCACUGGCUUGGGGUCAAUAGCGUUUCGGCCAUGUACCACUGGUCCAUCCCUACUAUAGUGUUCAGCAGCCUGUCAUUGACUGCUGGAACUCUGGUCUUCCUGAGACCCGGAGAACAGAACUUCCUGACUCUACAGAUGAGGCCGAAGGGAAGAGGAAUGUGA
Messenger RNA from Coregonus sp. 'balchen', 6260 nucleotides. The record is from the annotation of a GenBank genome assembly. Lineage: Eukaryota; Metazoa; Chordata; Actinopteri; Salmoniformes; Salmonidae.